This is a messenger RNA of Phoenix dactylifera (date palm), 682 nucleotides long. Its product is annotated as cytokinin riboside 5'-monophosphate phosphoribohydrolase LOG3-like. Gene Ontology annotation, cellular component: nucleus; cytosol. Gene Ontology annotation, molecular function: hydrolase activity, hydrolyzing N-glycosyl compounds. Gene Ontology annotation, biological process: cytokinin biosynthetic process. The record is from RefSeq and is a predicted model, not a curated record. NCBI's taxonomy places the organism in Eukaryota, Viridiplantae, Streptophyta, Magnoliopsida, Arecales, Arecaceae.
AGUUCUCUUACCUUAGAAGUUGUUAGGAUCCAUAGACCAUAGCCUUGUUUCCUCUAGUAUAGAGUAGACCAGAUAUGGAUGCCCAAAGACAAGCCCAGGUGAUCACGAUAAGCUCAAAGAGAUCACCCUCGCGGUUCAGACGAGUGUGCGUCUUCUGUGGGAGUAGCCCCGGGAAGAAGACCAGCUACCAGCUCGCAGCCAUUCAGCUUGGCAACGAAUUGGUGGAGAGGAGCAUAGAUUUGGUCUACGGUGGAGGAAGUGUUGGUCUCAUGGGUCUUGUCUCACAUGCCGUCCAUGAUGGUGGCCGCCAUGUCAUAGGGGUAAUUCCCAGGACGCUAAUGCGAAGAGAGAUAACAGGAGACACAGUAGGAGAGGUGAGAGCCGUCUCCGGCAUGCACCAAAGGAAGGCCGAGAUGGCACGGCAAGCUGAUGCUUUCAUUGCACUCCCUGGUGGGUACGGAACCUUAGAAGAACUCCUUGAGGUGAUCACUUGGGCUCAGCUGGGGAUCCAUGACAAGCCGGUUGGUUUGUUGAAUGUCGAUGGGUACUACAACUCCCUACUGUCUUUCAUUGAUAAAGCUGUUGAUGAAGGAUUCAUCGCUGCCGCCGCUCGUCAUAUUAUCAUCUCUGCACAAACUGCCCAUGAAUUAUUGUCCAAACUCGAGGUCUGAAAAUGCUCUCU